CUGUUACGCAUUAUCUCGCGAGAACUUCGACAUGGCAGCCUCCAGGACACGCAAACUGUUCUGUGUAUUUUUACAUUUUACACUGCUUAGUUUUUCUUUCGUAACAUGUAGCACGAUAGAGGAGAUGAACAGCGUGGAACUCAAAUCGGCUAUGCAAAAACAUUUGAGAAUGGUUGUAUAUUUUUAUACAGAUGACUGUACAGAAUGUGAAAGGCAGUUGUCAGAACUAGAGAAGAUAGCCACUGCUCUUGAUGAUUCUGUGUUAGAAGGUAUGCCAGUUGUCAAAGUAAAAAGUGUCCAGACUGCUGCUAAGUAUGGAGUUAGUAAAUUCCCAAGCUUGGUGUAUUUCCGCUCAUCUUAUCCUAUGUUAUAUGGAGGGGAUGCAGUAAUGGCUGAGGACGUGUUUCCCUGGCUGGAGAGAAACGUGGAGGUGGUCACCAGAGAACUGACAGAUGAAGACUUUGAGCACUUGACCCAGGCUGCCACUGGGGCCACAACUGGAGACUGGUUUGUUAGUUUGUAA
This is a messenger RNA of Lingula anatina, 523 nucleotides long. Its product is annotated as protein disulfide-isomerase A5-like. NCBI's taxonomy places the organism in Eukaryota, Metazoa, Brachiopoda, Lingulata, Lingulida, Lingulidae. The record is from RefSeq and is a predicted model, not a curated record.